Eremomyces bilateralis CBS 781.70 is the source of this 2070-nucleotide messenger RNA. RefSeq lists its product as uncharacterized. The coding region runs from base 356 to 1945 and encodes 529 amino acids. The transcript has 6 exons. The record is from RefSeq and is a predicted model, not a curated record. NCBI's taxonomy places the organism in Eukaryota, Fungi, Ascomycota, Dothideomycetes, Eremomycetales, Eremomycetaceae.
AAGACGACGUUCGGGUUGCAGUGCCGCAAGCUCCAACGCAAGGCUGCGUAGCCGACUCCAAAUUUGUCUUUGGAGGAACUGGUGGUGGUGGAAAUGUGAAAGUCAUUGGAUGUCCGUAGAUGCAGAGGGUGGUUCCCAUACGCCAACAAAACACGACCCUCCCCACCUGGACAUCGCCCAGCCUUAUGGGAAUGUUGCCUAGACUGAUGGGGAAUGAGACGAGAGUAAGAAAAGGAGAUGAAGGCCGACUGAAUGAUACUAUAUGUUGCGAGAGUUCUCUCUUUCAGUCCCAAUCCACCUUCGAUGUCGAGUCCAACAAGGCUGAGGUUGGCAUACUCUACCUUCAGUCUCCCAGAUGCUGCAGAGAAGGCGACAAUCUGUCGUUCCGGCUGCCUUCUGUCCAAUGCCCACGGCUGAGCUAUCGGACGCCGAAAGGCGGAAAAUUCAGCAGAUACAAGAAAAACAGGAUCUAUUUCAUCAAAAGUUGAAACGCAGAGGACUUGGCCGAUACGAAGAAAAGGCCAUCGCUUGUUCCAGCGCCGAAGAGUUUGCAGGAUUUUGGACCGAAUUUUCCGAUCAUGCCCAAGUCAAAUUUGAGAAUCGGCACAUUGACGGCUGGAGACGACGAACAAGAAAGUUUCAGAGUUUUGCAGAGGGCGUUCGAACUUUCAUGGACGAAAUAAAACCAGUAUUGGAUGCUUGCAGGGAAAUGGGCAAGCCUUACUCUGGGUUUGCAAUUGGUACCAUGGCAAUUCUUUUCGUGGUUGGUUCGAAUAAGCAUCGGAUAGAAAAUCAACUUCUAUCAACUUUGACAGGAAUAAAAGACCGUCUUCCCGGAAUCAAAAUACUGGCUGAGUGUUGUGGAAUGGGCACUGAGUAUGAAAUGGACCUGAAACUGAAGAUGCAGCUUGCCCAUUGGGCCUUCACUGACCUUGCCAUUGAAAUGGUAGGGUACUAUAUUGACCGUGGCUAUCGGAGGUGGAUGAUAGCAAUCUUUAGAUCUGGCAAGUUCAAGGACAUGAUAGACACGGUAAAUACUAGUGUUAUCGCGGUUCGUUCGCGAUGCGAAGAGUUAGCCAUCUUAAACAUCAACCAAAUCAAGGAGACCAACGACGAGCUCCUAAAGAAAAUGCACAGAUACCAGCUUGGCCAAGGGAGUGAUUAUCUCAUGCGCCUUCUGGAGCCCCUUGGAAUCCCCACUUGGUCCCUGUCGGGGCAUCACAAGCGAUUAGCGGAUUACCAGCGCAGUAUCGAAGCAGAGCAGUUCUACGAAGGUUCGUAUGAGAACAUGACAGGAAUGAGUCUGGAGAGAUUCCACCAACAGGAGACAUCCUUCAUUCAGUGGUCUCAGAGUAGCGAUGCCGCCAUGCUCAUUCUCACCGGAGCCAACAACUGUAACAUCACCGAACUCAAGCAACACUGUUGGAUAUCGCCCGUAGCAAUUGAUAUGGCCCGAAAAUAUCGAGAUCAGGGUAUCACGCACGCCUUUUACCCAUUCCAAGAGCGACGGGCAACCUCGAUUAGCACAGCGGUUCCCAUCAUCGUCACCCAGCUACUGGGCUUCAAGCUCAGGGAACUUGACGGUCACCAAAUGGAUAUCAUAGCACACGCGCGCGCGUUUUCCCGAACUACUGAUGCCGACGAGGAGACCAGAGCUACCGCGCUAAGUCGACUGCUCAAUGACACCAUCAAGAUUUUCCAGCCCGAGGAGAGGGUCGUGCUAAUAAUCGACCGCGUGGAUAUUUGCGACGAAUCGGAAAGGGAUGGCUUUCUUCGCAUGCUGGUUUCCAUGCUAAAUGAAGCGUGCUGUACGUUGAAGAUCCUGCUGGUGACCCAGUCAGUGGUUGAUUGGAGACCGAACGUGAGGGAAUUGCGAUCUAGGUUGAGAACGUCGGCUGGUUUACAUCAAGCGUUGAAAGUUCAGCGAUUUCGUUCGGAGUAUUGAUUGGCGGAUGCUUCUUAGCUACAAUAUGUACUGACUCUGAGGUGACAAGGCGGAUCAUGACCGAUGAAGCCGAUACAAAUGAUACAGGUAGAGGAAGGAAAUGGCCAAGAUAUCCAAAUGAACAG